AAGGGAAAUUGCACUGCAUUCCAGUGCUCGUAGAAGAAAUAAACUCGCUGCUGCAAUAUCUUCUGUCCUAUUGGGACGUGGACACUAAGCAAGGGGUCAUGUGAUCAGCUCAGCCCUAGUUCAAUGCUACAACAAAAAGUGCUGCUGCUUCAAAGCCUGCGAACGCAUUAAGAAUCUAAUUACCAUCAUACGUUCCAUGAGAAUGGAUAUACCUUCGCUUCUGAGCGUGCUCGAUGAUACUGAGCCAGCUGAUAAAUCCACUCGCGUGAAUCAGAUACCUUUGAUCGGCAAGUCCUACCACCUUAAUACGAGUUCCAGGGCACUUGCAGCGCCAACAAUUCUGACAGGAGACGCUUCAAUCUCCGGGGCAUGGAUGAACUCAAGGUUGCAGGAGCGAAUAUCAUUCUGGAGUUCAAUACAUGGGAAACGUAACCCUGUUUGUGACUCGAUCGCUUAUGGGCCUUUGGGAGCGUACCAGGCGCGGAACUUGCUUCAGUCGAGUUUUCACAGUGGCACUGGUCUAUUCCUGCUGGAACCGGAGUUGGACACUAUUAUUCAGAUUGGUGAUGGUUUGAUUCAACGAGACCUGCACCGUCGGGCGGGAUUCAUUUUCCAGCGAUGGUCGGGCAGCUGUUCCGCCCAGCAUAUUUUAGGCUUUCCGAGCCUCGAGUUCGAGACCUGGCAAGAUGCCUGCUCUACGUUCUUCAUCUACCUGCAAUCGCUCCGAGAUGAAAGCUCACUACUGGCCCAGUUUCGCCGCCGGAUCGCACAAGUAUGGUUUUGGCUGUUCUUCGACAUCCUUUGUGAGCAGUCGAUGCAGAAGAAUGAUUUGAAAGGUUCUGUUGUGGACGGCAGUAGAGAUGUCUUGGAAGACGUCCAGCAUCAGCUUCUGGCCUUGAUAUAUCCCGGAUAUACGUGUGCUCCAUGGGGCGAGAUUUGCAAAAAGGCCCUUCGUGAUCACCUUCGGCGUGGAUUCAGAUGGUGGAAGCUAGCAUGCAGUGUCGGCGACGGAGCUCUCCUUAUUGCGAGCGAUGGAGUAGCCCUGGUUGUGAACUCUUCGCUAUAUUCCGAAUCCUUCCUCGAUGCCGUGAUUAACUAUAUCCGAAAUGCCUACCCGAAAACGCUUGACCUCUUUCAUCUUUGCUCCCCGAUUGUGAAACGGCUUAUGCAAGGAAGCAGACCGCAUCCAGCAGAUACGAUGAAGGUAGAGCAGUGUAUUGGGCUUCUGGCAAGUGGGGACCAUCUCACCAGAUCGUAUUGUUUACCAUGGACUUGGAGAAACCCAGGCCCAGUCGCAAUGGCUAGUUCUGCCACCUUUGUCAUGGAUUGUGAGUAUAAAGGUAUUAUCUCGAUUACACAUAUGUUUGAUUAAGGGAGCUUAUACGGCACCAAUAACAACGGACAUUGAUUUAGUCCCCAUAAGUUAUGUAUAAGAUGCCUCCUAUCCUACAGGUCACUAUCUUAGCCGGUCGUUUACUCUAAUAUCAAACAUUGAAGUCC
Messenger RNA from Aspergillus calidoustus, 1500 nucleotides. The record is from the annotation of a GenBank genome assembly. NCBI's taxonomy places the organism in Eukaryota, Fungi, Ascomycota, Eurotiomycetes, Eurotiales, Aspergillaceae.